Messenger RNA from Microthlaspi erraticum, 264 nucleotides. The record is from the annotation of a GenBank genome assembly. Lineage: Eukaryota; Viridiplantae; Streptophyta; Magnoliopsida; Brassicales; Brassicaceae.
AUGGCUCACUGGAACCACUCUGGUUCAGGGUCGGGAGCACCUGGAAGUGGUGGUGGAGCUAAUCUUGAAACCAGGCAGGAAGAUUUGUCUUUGGGCCAGCUUUCCAUUGAUGAUUCUUCCGAUUCAAUCUACCGGCAACUGGAACUCUCUUGUCAUUGGAACUCUCCUGUGCUUUUGGCCAUAAAAGGAAACAGAAGAGAAGAGAAAGAAGCACCACGAAAGAGGCAACGCUAUAUUGAUGUAAGGAUGAUGAAUCAACCAUGA